CAAAGUGUCCUGAUUACAGAAACGGAUGCUCUGAUAAGGCGGGAGAGUAAUUGGAUCCGAAAUAAAGUUUCUUUGUGAUCAUUGACUAAUUGUAGCAUUAAUUCAUUUCCGAAAUGCUCGGCACUGUAAUCACCUUAACAAGCAGUAGCUGAUUUUCGCAGACCUUUUAAUAAUUCUUAUCACUAUAAUUAUACUCGGCGCUGGAUAAAAAUUCAAGGUUGCCAAAUUUCGCGGGGAGACUUCCUUAAAAGCGAGAAGGCCACUCGUGGACUCGAUUAGUUGAUCCUGUAAAUUUUUUGAGAUCCAAUAUGGCCGGUACGAUUUCGAAGGCAGGGCUUCUGCUGCUCGUCGCUUUGGCACUGUUUGCUUUGCUCGAUUUAGCGAAUGCCUGCGCAUCGACAUGCGUAAGACGUCGAAUGGACGGAAGUUGUGAGUAUAGGUAUCAUCGGAUUCGCUCUGGACGUCGUCGUUAUGGUAGAGAGAUUGUCGAGGACGAGCAGUACAUUAGGGACUACUAUGGCUAAAACACGGAUCCACAGGAAUUGGGAACGUCGUGUUGCGAAGCCAUUUGCAGUAACGUCAACGGCUACCCGUCGCAGAAGAUCAACGAUGCCGUCAAGUUGGUUCGUCGAAUCAUGACGGUCAUAUCACCCCAUCUCGACAUGGCGGACAAACGCACGGAGAUCGACCUUGAGGUGCUCAACUUCGAAUUCAGACCUCAAAUCCAAAGAGUCAUCGUCGACGGAUGCGGCGUUCAUGUGAGCAUACAGAACGACACCAGACCCUUACUUUUAACGUGUGUUCAUUUACUGUCCUUGAUACAUUUCCAGGUUAACGUGACAAAACCACAAGAGGGUAUCAGCACCGACGACGAGGGGCAUUACUUGAUCGUCAACAUCCCGAGUCUACAGCAACCGAUCCAAUUUGUCGAGUGCCUCGGAGGAAAGUCAAAAUCUUGCGAAGUCGAAGGCGAUUCGACCUGCCAGCAAGCCUACCGCGAGGAGCCAUUCCUAACGCUGCCGGCAGACGUUGACAGAUACUACGAGGCUAGAGAUUUUAAAAUCAAGAAGUUCAGGAUUCCCAAUGGCUGUCAGUGCGGUGAAGGCGUGGACUUGGUUGUCAGCUUGGAUUGAGUAUUAAUUCAAUGCCAAGAUGGAUGUGCGUGUAGGUGUGAUUGCGAGAUUGUAACUGCGUUGCGAUAUUCAUAGCAUGAAAAUAGAAAUGAAAAAAAAAAUAAAGUCUCACCUCUAAAAUCCA
Nasonia vitripennis (jewel wasp) is the source of this 1257-nucleotide messenger RNA. RefSeq lists its product as uncharacterized. The record is from RefSeq and is a predicted model, not a curated record. NCBI's taxonomy places the organism in Eukaryota, Metazoa, Arthropoda, Insecta, Hymenoptera, Pteromalidae. Bases 636 to 1133 code for a protein of 165 amino acids. The transcript has 5 exons.